UACUUAGUACAGCACUGCCGAAUAGAUAGUUGAUAAUCUCAUUAGUUCACUUCACGUGAUAACUUGAGUAGAUCGCUUCUAGUGGUUCUGUGACAGAGAGGACAGGAAGCAAGAGAUAAAUAAUGAAAAAUUGGAUGAAAUCCGAAGCAUGCAGAAUAUAGUUUCUGCACUCCUUAGAUGCGGUACCUUAACUUCUGAACCUCAAAGUAUUAUCGAAAUCACUGCAUUCCGACUACUGGCUACAGACCUUCUUAAGUUCUUUCGAAAUUUACAGACCGAUAUAAUUAUUCUACUUAAUAAUUUCUUUGGCUUAACUCGAUCACAAGCGAAAGAGAUCCUCCAGAUAUACAGGAUAUUUGAGGAGCAGAUGUGGAAAUUUACAGGUUAUAUGAUGGUGGCCCGAAACUAUCAGCCUGUUACUGGAUUUGAAGUUCCGACAUUCGACCACAUUCCUACAGGCCUUGCCUCACAGUUGGAACAUUAUCUAGAUGAAAAACAACUGGCAGAUUCACCGAAGCAAGAGGUUAGCUUCGAUCAACAUUGUGCUGAGGACUUGAUCGACUGUGCUUCAGAAACAGGAGAUACAUUAUUUGUUGAGCUUUAAUUCAUAUUUACCUUAUAGACUAGGGUUAUUUAAUUUGAUGUCGCAGUACUCUGCUUACUAGAUUUUUUUUUUAAAAAAAA
Molecule: messenger RNA, 684 nt
Organism: Verruconis gallopava
Lineage: Eukaryota; Fungi; Ascomycota; Dothideomycetes; Venturiales; Sympoventuriaceae
Exons: 3
Coding region: 149-604 (151 amino acids)
Biological process (GO): vesicle budding from membrane; clathrin-dependent endocytosis; clathrin coat assembly
Cellular component (GO): clathrin-coated pit; clathrin-coated vesicle
Molecular function (GO): phosphatidylinositol-4,5-bisphosphate binding; clathrin heavy chain binding; SNARE binding
Source: RefSeq, a predicted model, not a curated record